GCUUAAAAGAAGGAUAAAGGCCUUGAACACCUAUCACAGGAAAACUAUUUACCGCCACUUUCUGAUCAGAGAACCAAACAUGAGAUUUCUACUGUUUUUCUUCGCAGUGCUGGCGUAUGCCAAGGCCCAGACCACCACUGAGCAACCAAACUGCUCAGGUCCCUCGGACUGCGGGGAAGCAGAAUGCUGCGUCCAUUCGGACUUCAUCGGGAAGCGGUUCAUCUUUAACGACCUUUUCGGUGGACACAAGGGCGAGUGCCAGCUUAUGAGGACAUUGGGUCAGUCCUGCCACAUUUCCGACCUCCACGACGUCUUCAACAGGGACAUGUUUGAGUUUAGCUGCCCAUGCCAAGCAGGUCUGGAGUGUCGAGGGGAAACCAUAGAAGAGAAUGGCGGGUCAGUCAUCCACCAUAACCCGAAGUGCCAGUUGCCCGCUGGCAAAACCACUCCAGCGUCAUAGAUAGCUAUAAUAUGUAAGAGAAUGCAGAUUGUGGUAAAGUGUUCAUUGCAGAGCAAACACAUCUGAAAGUAAACGCCCUUAUGUUGUUGUACACGGCAUUGAAGCAAAAUAUUUUUGUCAGUUCUAAUUUGAUUUAAUUUAAGUUCACAAACAUAAAAUAUACUACGAAAUAAGUGUAUCAGUUGAACAAAAGUUUUAUUUUGUUACAAUUCAAACGGAAAAGCACUAAGUCUAACAUCGUAACUGUAAUGUUUUCUCUGAUUGAUUAAAAUCAAUUUAUCGAGGCUGCUG
Messenger RNA from Liolophura sinensis, 751 nucleotides. RefSeq names its product toxin CSTX-20-like. Bases 80 to 460 code for a protein of 126 amino acids. The record is from RefSeq and is a predicted model, not a curated record. NCBI's taxonomy places the organism in Eukaryota, Metazoa, Mollusca, Polyplacophora, Chitonida, Chitonidae. The transcript is spliced from 2 exons.